AUGGAUGACCUGUCCAAUUUUAGCAGCGCCAACAAGGCCAAGCUGGCGGCGGGCCUGGAGGUGCCCUGCCGUCCGCCCAACCGCUUCCAGCGGCUGCUCAUCACAUCAGCCUCCGCCUCCGCCUCGGUCUCGGCCUCUGCCUCCACCUCUCCUCUGCAGCACCAGGAGUCAUCCCCGCAGCCCGCCGGGUCCCGGCUGGAGCCGCACGGACCAGUGGCUAUAGGACAGUUUCAUCGAUCAUUCCGGCGAGAUAGUUUGUCUCCUUAUUCCUACGUAUCAGCUUCAUCCCACAACCACAGCACCUUCCCUCUGAAAGGUUUAGAUCGGACCCCGAUUCCUCCCAGAACAUGGCAGAACUCCCUUGGGAUGCACCCUGGACAAGUGGAGACAUCGUCUACAUUUUCAGAUAAGGGGGUUCCAUUUCCUGUACUGCAGAGGUUUCCAACUGAGGUUUCCUACACACUGCAGCCUAGUGCCACAUCUGUGCAUGUUCAGCAAGGUCCUCAAACAAUGGUCAGCUCCUCCCAAAAAUAUAAUAACUACACAUCCUCCGCACAGUUCUCCCAAGCCUACUAUCCAACAGCUGUGCUACAGUGCUGCUCUCCUUCUACCCACAUGGACUCUUUAAGUAGUUGUGUCACUCCCACUGCCUCUUCCUAUGCACACUGCAACUACUUCCAGAAUCCUCCAAUGCAGUCCUCCUAUCCAGUUGAAUUUCUGCCUUCUAAUUGGACUUGCAGUGCUCCUGAUGAAAAUAAAAAGACAGAAGUAAACCUAGAGGCUGUCUUUCAGAUAGUAGAUGAGUUGCAUUCCUCCCCUAAAUUGGAAAUGGUAAAGGUGGAACCUGUUGAGAAUCAGUGCCCUACAUCUCAGUCUAACAGAGGCCAACAUAUCCUAACUAAUUCAAACAACAGCAAUCCUUCCACAAGUCAGGCUAGCCAGCUGGAGCCACUUACUCCUGUAGGCUCAGAUAUUACGUCUUUUGUGGUUGGAACAGAACAAGCAAUUGCCUGCUCUCUACCGCAGUCACCUGAGUACAUCUAUACCGUCCACACAGCUCAGCCUGUGGAAAAUAGCACAAUGCAGGAAUCUGCAGCCAUCCAACAAGCUCAUGGCAAACUGAAGGAGCAACUAAGCCAUAAUCCAUCUCCAUCUUCAGUAGUAUUUAUGCAGGAAGGACUACCAUUCAGCACACAUCAGGUGGAUGCCAGUAUAAAAGGCCAGACCAAUCCACCUGAGAAUAUUUUGCCUUCAGAACAGAUGGGAUUCCUCAUUUCAGAAAUGGGACCUGCUAGCAAGCCUAGUAAAGACACAGGCUUACCCACUCCAGCCAGAUACAGAGAGCGGAGAAGCAACUCACAACAAGGAAAGUCCCCUGAUCUUCAUCUGCUGGUGGACGUGGCCUGCAAGCAGGAACACUUUCCAAAGGAGGAAGAAUUCAAAGAGUGAGGAAUGGACGACAAAAGUAACAUUGUGCACUAGCUGUAGCUGGAGGCAGACCAGCCUUGCAUGUGACACACUGUUGGGAUUUUUCCAGUUCUGUUGAGGAAAAGAAGUAUUUUUUGUUUUGUUAAAUGAGAAUUUUGUUAAUUGAAAAUUGGGAGUUCGGUAUUUAUUACAGCUGUUUGGUUCAGAUUAUUUACCUUGACAAACUAGAAAACAUCUAGCAGCCAUGUUUUGUUUGCUGCCCAGAUCCCUUUCAGAUGAAAAGUCCAAGCCUUCUAUUACAGUUAGGAAGGUUAGGAAGUAUCUACAGACUGCUAUACCUAUGGUCCUGGAGCAUAGUGUGUGUCUGCGCUGAAUUGUCUUGCCACUCUCAAACUGAUGUCAACACCACUCCAGUGGGGAGUCCAGGCUCUGUUUCAAGCAUGGUGUGAUCCUCGUAGAGAAGAUUGUAUGAGAAACAAAGACAUGGGAGGUCACCAAGACCACAGGUCUAAAUGGGUCAGGAAUUCCAGGGAAGAAACUCUGAGAAAGAGAUAAUUUUCUAAGUGAUUAACCAGGAAAUUCUCGUACUUCCUAACCCAGCAAUCUGUUUCAGGAGCAAGGCACCCGGACUUGGACCAUCCAUCACAUUUAACACCACCUGAUUCUUUUAUAUUAAU
Fukomys damarensis (Damara mole-rat) is the source of this 2105-nucleotide messenger RNA. It is a transcript of the gene Hsf5, whose product is annotated as heat shock transcription factor 5. The transcript has 7 exons. Bases 1 to 1449 code for a protein of 482 amino acids. The record is from RefSeq and is a predicted model, not a curated record. NCBI's taxonomy places the organism in Eukaryota, Metazoa, Chordata, Mammalia, Rodentia, Bathyergidae.